CAUCUCUGCAUAACCCCCGUGACUGACUGGUUGGGGUUGGACCGGUUUUCAUCUGUUCUUGUCCUGAGAGGAGGCGAGCAGAAGGCUCGUGCGACCGCCACGAGAAGGGCGACGACGGCGGCGGGAUCAAGGUCACUCUCGACUCGACGACGACGGCUUGCUCGACGGCGGCGGCUGGCGGCUCAUCCCCAAACCCUAGGUCCGUCCCAACACUCCAAGAAGCCGGCGCGCGGCGGCAGCGGGAUCAGGGUCGCUCUCAACGGCGACGGCGGCUGGCGGCUUGCUCGAUGAUGGCGGCUGGUGGCUCAUCCUCAAACCCUAUGUCGAGAGAAGCCUCGUCCUCGGCGGCCGCCGCGGCGGCGGGGGUGGCUGUGAGGGAUGUUGGGGAUGACAAGCCCUUGCCGUCGGCGGAGGUUGACAUCACCUACUGGGCGGCGCAGGAAGAGGCGGCUGCGCUGCUUGAGUCGAUGGCCGCGAGGGCUCGUGGGGAGGACGACCUACCGGAGGAGCAGCUGCAAGCCAAUAACCAACUACAGGAAGACGAGGUAAUGCUUAGUACUAGUACUAGUUACUAGUUCGCCCAUUGCACUAGAAUGUGUGUAUAAGUUCCCAAACAGUAUCAGUAUGCAGAACCAUCAAUCAUGCUUAUGGUGAACAAAUUUCGAAGUUACUGUUUAUUUGUGCGAAGAUUUAUUCCGGAUGUACUGUGCGCAGUAGUACUCAAGUCUCCUAAGACAGAUAUUGCAGUGAAAUUACACCUAUAUAACAUUCUGGUUUCUCUCGGAGGUCCUAAAAUCUGCCCAGCAGUUCUGAUGAGCGCAUCACUUUCAAUUAGGAUACCAAAAUAUGGAGAUAUAUUUAUCAGGAAAGAUUAGGAUCACUCAACUUAUACGUAGCUAUUGCCUGGCGUAAUGGAUUAGCACAUUGGAAUACUGCCAGUUCAAAUAGCCUAAGUAGUGUUAUGUUUAGGUAAUAGCACUGCAAGCUAUUUUUGGUGAUGAUAUGGUGAUCUUGGAGAAUAAGGACAAUCUUCGAUUUAUUCAGGUAACAUAAGUUUCUUUUGAAUCUUCUGUUGUCCUCAACUUCUAUCUUUUGAGAAGAUUGUUCAUGAAUUAUUCCACAGAUUUUUGUGCAUUAUACACUUCCUGAUAGUAUCCGUGUGUUCUUGAAUCUUCGUCGAAGUGGAGCUAUGGUUGGAACUGAUGAUAGUGAAAACCACAAUGGCGGAGAACUCUAUCAUCUUGCAGGUUGCAGCAUUUGCCACCUGUUGUGCUAACAUGUUUGUUGCCACGGUCAUAUCCAAGUAUAUGUGCUACAUAUUUUACCAUUUCAGCUAAAUGGUUGGAUGAACCAAAGGUCUCAUACCUGUGUGCUGCGCUUGAUGAGGUUUGGACAGAGCUUCCAGGGCAAGAAGUCAUAUACAGAUGGGUGGAUUGGCUGAAUAGCUCUUCGUGGUCUUCCAUUGCUUUGAAUGAUGAAAUAGUGUUAGAUCCAGAUAAAACAUUAAAAAUUGGAGAUGAACGAGCUAUCGCGAGAAGAAUUUUAGUUGAGUCUACUAUUCCUCUUAUGCAGAGUUACAGUGAGAAGAGAUCUCAUAAGAUAUUUUUGGAAAGCCUUCUCGUGUGUGGAAUUUGUCUAAGUGAGGAUGUUGGCAGAAAUUUCAUCAAGCUCCCAUGCCAUCAUUCCUUUUGUUUGAAGUGUAUGGAGUCUCACUGCAAAAUCCAUGUGAAAGAAGGGAAUUUAAUGCAGCUGGCAUGUCCUGAUACAAAUUGCCGCAAUCCACUUCCGCCAUCCGUAUUGAAAAGCCUUCUACGAGAUGAUGGAUAUGCACAAUGGGAAUCAUUUGCUCUACAGAAACUGUUAGAUGCAAUGCCUGAUCUAGUUUACUGCCCCAGGUGUUCUGCUGCUUGCUUGGAAGUUGACAAUGAUGCUCAAUGCCCGGGUUGUUUUUUUACCUUCUGCACUUUGUGCAAACGCCGCCGCCAUGUGGGGGAUACAUGUAUUACUCCUGAAGAAAAAAUACGCAUUUUGAAGGAACGACAGAAAUUGUAUUCCAUACCAGAGGAACAAUUGUUGAAAGAAAAGAGGGAAAUAGACGAGUUGAUAAAUAUCCAGGAAGCACUUCGUGAUUCUAAGCAAUGCCCUCGUUGUAAGAUGGCUAUCUCAAAAAUUGAAGGUUGCAACAAGAUGACAUGUGGGAACUGUGGGAGAUUCUUCUGCUAUCGUUGUAACAAAGCAAUUGGAGGAUAUGAUCAUUUCUGGAAUGGAAACUGUGAUAUGUUUGAGAGGGAACAAGAUGAAAACCCACAGCAGCAGGAUGAUGAAAAUUUUGGUGGCGACCCUGACGAAGAUGCUGAACUCUUAGAACCUGAAUGGGUGCUGUUAACUUAUCCCUGUCCAAACUGUGGCCGUCGGAAUGAAAAGCUCGGUACCAACAAUCAUAUACUUUGCAUCGGAUGCCGAGGCCAUUAUUGUGCGUUGUGUCGGAAAAGAGUUUUGAGGGGCGAGCAACACUUUGGACCUAGAGGCUGCCAGCAACACACUGAAGAUUGAUAGAGAUCUCGUAUGUUGAUCGCUAUGCAGAAUGUUGUUUUGCCUAUUCCAAUGGCAUACUCGUACCUCUGUUUCUGACACCCGCUUUGUACCCAAAAUUAGAGUUUUCCUGUAGCUGUAUCAUUUAAUUUGCAUCAGGAAUUUCAUAACACUUACCAGUUAUAGGCAGUUACACUGUUUAUGUUUGUGGAAAAACAGAUACCAUGCACCUGAUUUGAACAAAACAGGUUUUGGCUUGUAAUUAGUGAACAGUUCAGGUGUGUGGAGAAUGAAAAUUCAAUUAUCCAUUUUAAGCAUGUACCGGCCAGUUGAUUUA
Molecule: messenger RNA, 2869 nt
Organism: Oryza sativa Japonica Group (Japanese rice)
Lineage: Eukaryota; Viridiplantae; Streptophyta; Magnoliopsida; Poales; Poaceae
Source: RefSeq, a predicted model, not a curated record